GUCAGUUAAGCUGAGAAACUUGUAUGAGUCGGACAAGGCUUUCCCCCAGCACCUUUUUAGUUUGUAAUUCUGUGGAUCAUCAAUUAUUCACCUCAAACGUAUUCAAAAGACUCAUAGGGCAUUUCUUUUGCCUCAAUUUUUUUUCGCAUAAAUAACACCGAAGUUUCGUUAAGUGAAAAUUGUCGUUAACAUUCCAUCACAAUUUUAUGUGUUUUCGCGAGGAACUUUAAUGAAUACAAGAUUAAUUCCAAGUGGUUUGAUUGCAAAUUAUCCUUUUAAUAUUUUUUUAAUUGACUAAAAAAAGUGAAUUGAGACGAUAAGUUUAAAAUUCGGAAGUUUUCCGAAAGGUGGCAAAAAUUGAGUGAAAUUGUAUUGCUCACAUAAUUGCGCACGAGGUACAUUGUACAUUGGAAAACAGUGAGAGGAACACAUUCCACAGGUGCUGAAAGAAACUCUGAAAACACAUUUUUCGUCUGCAGAAAGUUAUUGGAUUUACUUCUCGCGAGUUUUUUUUUAAAUUAAAAAAAAAUAGAAACAAGAAAAGUUCUGUGCCUAGCCAUUAAUUUUUUCCGGAAAGCGUUACUGACAACCUGCUGACAUUUUCUUUGGUCAAUUUUUUUUGGAAAAACUUUUCAACCCGUCAUCAAUGGAAAUACUUCAUGAGAGUUAUUGCAGCUGGUAACGAUGCAGCAUGCGAGCUUUUUGUACCGUCAGCGCGCCCCUCGAGGUCUGCGCGCCACCCACACGCCCACUGUGUCCAGGUGCAAGAUUCCUAGCACUCAGAUUGCUGGGAACACCACAAGCGCGCACUCUUUACUUUCUAGUAGAAGCCAAGAGUCGCGUUCGCGAAGUUUACGCACAAACAUGCCUUCAUUUUGCCAAGCAGGGUAUGCUGGAUACCGAACUCUUCGGACUGGCUGUUCUCACAGAUGGCGAGUAUCUAUUUGCCGAUCCAGAGAGCAAAUUGUCCAAGUACGGCCCGAAGAGUUGGCGUUCAUCUCACACGCACGGCCUCGACGCAAAUGGUCGUCCUCUCCUGGAACUACACUUCCGUGUGCAGUUCUACAUCGAGAGUCCCCUAAUGCUGCGAGAUGAGACAUCCCGUCACUACUACUAUCUUCAGCUAAAAGCCAACGCGGUGUCCCGUGAUGUGCCAAAAGAGUGCUCGGAGCAGAGUCUUCUGCUACUGGGUGGCCUAGCCCUGCAGGCUGAUCUGGGUGAUUCUCCUGAGGAACAGUCAACAGACUACUUCCGCCAUGAAGAGUACAUUCCAGCUGGUAUGCAGUCAUCCUGGGGUGCUUCAGCACUCAAUUCCUGCCACCGCGAGUACCGUGCCAUGUCCCGUGCAGACGCAGAAACGCACUAUAUACGCGAAGCGUGUGCACUCCAUGAAGCCAUCAAUGCCCACAUGUUCCGGAUGAAAAGCACCAAGAAUGACAGCAGUCCGGGUUCUGUGUGGCUGGCGGUAUACGCGAAGGGCAUUAAGAUCAUGGGUGAUACCACAAUGCCAACGACAUUCCUCUGGCCAACCAUCAGUAAACUGAGUUUUGAGCGAAAGAAGUUCGAAAUACGGUCAGGUGACAACAAAAUCACCCUCUAUGCCAGCAGUGAUGAGAAGAACAAGAUGCUCUUGUCGCUGUGCCGGGAAACCCAUCAGUUCUCCAUGAAGAUCGCACCAAGACUCACGGAGGCCAUUAAGCGUGAAGAGGAGGAGAGUAGUUGCAUUCAUGCCUGCUACAUGUACUCACGAUCACUCAACUUGCCCUACAACAAGAAUAAGAACGACCAGCGGAUUUCGGUGAUCAGCAGCACGAGCAGCAAUACCACAUCUGGGAUAAUUAGUGACCGUGUGCAUUCGGAAGAUGAGCUAGAAAUUAUGAUAAAUUCCCCACCAGCCGUACCCAUUGCAGCCCCGAGCACGGAGAGCUUAGCUCUGGCUCACCUACUCGAUCGACCCAGUGUGAGUCGGCAGGCAUCGUCGGUGGGUCAGGUGUCACUGAAGGAACUGGAAGACACUCUGGCUGCCCUCAGUGUGCGAUCAAUGAGCAGUGAAUCCACUGAACCUCAGGAACGCAAUACCACAACCACUGAUCGCACAUCAAAUGACACCGAUUCACCGGGAUCACAGCACAAUAUCAGUUCGCAAUGUUCCUCCACAUGUAGCACAGUUGUUGUAGCCACAGAAACCACCAAUCUUCUGACACCACCACAGACCACUGCAAGACGCCAUAGCACAUGCUCGAGUUUGGAGCUGGGAUUUAGUCACACGGCCCAAAACUCUGUUCUCAGUGAAGUUGCAUCGACGUGCUUGAACCACGACGAAGAGGAGGAAGAAGGAUCAUCGCUAGGGGUUUACACCCUUGCCCACACUGCUCCGCCAACGGAAACCAGUGGGGUGUACACGAUGAACAGCAGUGAGAUGGCCGAAUCCGAGAGUCAUGAAUCCUCGCACUAUGGCAGUUUCCAACCAAAUGAAAGCAUUGCCAAUCUUGACUCUGUGGACGGGGAUGAUUUCCGGCAUCGACUAAACAGUGACGCUACCACGGACUUCCGGAUACGUUCUGACUCCAAUGUUAGUGCUUCAGGUUCCUUCAGGGGUGAUGGAAGUGAUCCUACGGAUAACAAACACGCUUUGCUGAGUGCUGAGGAGCUGACGGAUCUGAUUGUAGGCAGGGGUACCUACCCCAAUAGGAAAACUGUGAGCAAUACCAUGGAUUCUGACUGCGACUACGUGACGCUACCACUGCCACUGGAAGGUGACAGCUACAUCCAGGGUCAUCAAGAUACAGCGCCGACUGAAGAGGAAUUCGAACUGGACAUCUUAGCAAAUCCCCCUGCUCCUCCGAAACGAAUCAAUAGCGUUGGUAGGAGUUCACUUGCGAAUAUCAUUCCAGCUCGAAGAUCACCGCCACCUUACAACUCUCGGCACGAGACAACUGGCUUAUGUGGUCCGGCUGUCAAGGAGGAAGCCCCGGUAAUCCCUCUGAGGGAUCCACCGCCUUAUCCUCAGCAGCCAACCCCAAGAGUAGCUCCAAAUUUUCCAGCUCCUUCAACCCCUGGAUCGCAGUCUUUCAGUGCUGUUAUUCCUGAGGAAGCAACAGCCAGAUUUAUCACCACUCGACCCCAUAUCAACAUCCUUAAGGCGCAUACUAGUGUUGUGGGAGAGAAACCAAGUUUUGCAGCCCCUACUACCCCAGCUGUGACACCCACUACAUCUGCCAUCAGUGCUCCAACGACCAUUGGCAUCCCUAUAGUCCCCUACAGCUUACACACUCCCCAUAAAAGCAUGUCAGCCAUUCCUCCGCCUCAUCCACCUUACCUGGAAGCCCCAAAGUCAUCUCCGCGGACAUGUGUCUUGCUGCCGGUCAUCAAACCAAGGCAGUACCUACCGCCUCCACCUCAAACACCUCGACAGCCGCCCCCGCCACCACCACCCCAACUCGCCACAGUUUACUCAUCUCAACUAGCCCGAUCGCAGAUCGAACUGUACCAGCAGCAGCUGUAUAGCGACGUAGACUAUGUGAUCUAUCCCAUUCAGGACCCAGCGGUGAGUCAACAGGAGUACCUCGAUGCGAAGCAAGGUUCAAUCCUGGCUGCUAUGGCACAGAGUCCACCUCCACCACCCUAUCUCGCCUACCAUGCAGCUCCGUCUACGAGUUCCUGGGACACUUGCAAAGGUCAUGCCAUCUACCGAUCAACGCCCUACUUGCCAAUGGCUGUGCCACUGUCCAACACCCAUUCCCGCUACGCUUCUACGCAAAAUCUCUCAGAUUCCUACGUACAGCUACCCGGAGCCUACUCUCCCCUCUAUUCACCAUCAGUAGCCAGCCUGUGCUCAUCGUAUGAACCACCACCGCCCCUUCCACUUCGACCCAGACCCAUCAGCACAACGUCAAUCUUCUCCCGAUCGCGCUCAGAUGACAACAUUCUCAAUUCAAUCGAUGCACAACCCAAGGCUAGACGACUACCGCCACCUCCUCCACCGAUUGACGCCAAGAGAAGUCUCAAGCCACCCAUUCCGACACCAACGGAAAAUACCCAAGUAUCUGCGAGCACGAGUAAAACCAUCCCAGUACCAUCACCUGCCAAAUCAACCCAAGCCCAAGUCAACGGAAGUACUACAACGGGAAAGGCUGAGUCCAGUACGUCACCGCCUACAAUAGACAUCCAUGCCCUGCGUGAGAAGAGUAAGAAUCUGGAUCUACCGCUCAUAGCUGCCCUGUGCAACGAUCGCUCGCUCCUGAAGCAGACCAAGGCCUUCGUAAUGCCACGCCAUCCACGGCUGGGCAGUGGUCAAAUCCUAGGCGGUGUCGCCAAUUCCGCUGUUGCUAGUCACACGGCCAUUAAGGGAAAGUACCCGGUAUCGGGUCUGAGUACCGUACAGCUGGCCAAGCCACGCAAAUCUACCGUGAGCCAUCGGCAUCCUAGCGAUAAAUUGCCACCGCUUCCGUGUCAGUGUCAAACCAAGGCCACCGAGGGUAAUAACUACGUCAUGGAUCCCACACCAACACCCAUCAAGCACAAAAGCUUCAAUUCGCAGCCCAGCACGUGACAAUGUAAGCCCAUUCAAUGGGGAAACGCGCGUGGCAAAGCAUCCCGGCUUUGCGGAAUGCCCGAACUCUUAUGCCUUAUGCCCUAGACACACUUACGACUUAAGCCGAAAGACGACUUAGUGGAAAACUAUGGAAAUGUAGUUUGACCAUUAUUUCUAAUCAAAAUAAUG
Molecule: messenger RNA, 4723 nt
Organism: Phlebotomus papatasi
Lineage: Eukaryota; Metazoa; Arthropoda; Insecta; Diptera; Psychodidae
Gene: ex
Product: protein expanded
Exons: 6
Coding region: 692-4552 (1286 amino acids)
Biological process (GO): positive regulation of hippo signaling
Cellular component (GO): cytoskeleton; cytoplasmic side of apical plasma membrane
Source: RefSeq, a predicted model, not a curated record